Molecule: messenger RNA, 4515 nt
Organism: Macrosteles quadrilineatus (aster leafhopper)
Lineage: Eukaryota; Metazoa; Arthropoda; Insecta; Hemiptera; Cicadellidae
Product: diacylglycerol O-acyltransferase 1-like
Exons: 12
Coding region: 200-1666 (488 amino acids)
Biological process (GO): triglyceride biosynthetic process
Cellular component (GO): endoplasmic reticulum membrane
Molecular function (GO): diacylglycerol O-acyltransferase activity
Source: RefSeq, a predicted model, not a curated record
CUAAUGAUAAACAGAAGUCAAGCAUGUUCAAACCUAUUAUUAUUUUACAAGGGCAAAGUGUUUCAUGUUUUCUCCUUUGAUUUUGAUUAAAAACCCCCCUUUUAAAAUUAAUUCUGUGGUUCGCCUUUCCGAAGGCAUCCCUUCAUUACUAAAACGGCUAAACUUCUAGUUUUGAAGUACUUAUCUAGGUUAGCUUAAAAUGACUUCUAGUGAAACUCCAAAUUAUGUUAGGAGGAGGGCUAAAAGUGUAACAAGGGCAGAAGAAAUCAAAAGUUUUGAAGCUAAAAAAAGGAAGUCUCAACCAGAUAAACCAUGUCACAAGCCGAGAGAUUCGCUGUUCACCUGGUCGUCGGGGUUCAGCAACUUCACAGGGUUCGUCAACUGGGGAUUCCUCCUGCUGUUUAUGGGAGGAGUCCGCCUGCUGUUGGAGAAUCUAAUCAAGUAUGGCAUCAGAGUUGACCCUGAGCAAUGGUUCAUCGUGCUUACUGGCCGUCAGGAGGGCGGCCCCGAACACCCUUCCAUCAUCCUUAUCAUUUAUUCCGUUGUGCCUGUUAUUCUGUGCCUUUUAAUUGAAAAGGGUUUGGCAUCGGAGGUGAUUGCCGCAACCCCAGGUCUCAUCGCUCAUGUCAUCAACCUAGCUGCUCUGGUACUCCUGCCUAUGGUGGUCAUCCAUGUCAAUGCUGGAGGCUUCAGUUUAGUGGGGGCGACAACAGUGUGUUCUCUAUACUCCAUCUUGUUCCUGAAGCUGUGGUCGUACGUACAAGUCAACCUGUGGUGUCGUCACACACUUCACUCCUCCGGCAAGUCUCAGCUGAGGAGGCAGAGUCUCUCCGCCAGGAGUAACCUUAAUGCAUAUAAUCACAACAAUGACGAAGAAGACUUGGGAAGCAUAAGUUUAGUCGAGUACCCAAAUAAUCUCAACUUGAAGGAUCUUUUCUACUUCAUUGCAGCACCCACGUUGUGCUAUGAACUGAAUUUCCCCAGAACAGACAGGAUUAGAAAAAGAUUUCUGCUCAAGAGACUGUUUGAAGUGGUGAUGUUGUGCCAAGUGAUGCUGUCGCUGUUCCAGCAAUGGAUCGUACCUUCUGUUAAACACUCUCUCAUUCCGUUUUCUAAUAUGGAUGUUGCCAAGGCCACCGAAAGACUUCUGAAACUUGCGAUACCCAACCAUCUCCUGUGGCUAAUAUUCUUCUACCUAAUGUUCCACUCAUUUCUAAACCUGGUAGGCGAGGUUUUACAUUUUGCCGACCGCAACUUCUACAGUGACUGGUGGAACGCUAAUAACAUCGAUGUGUUCUGGAGAAGCUGGAACACUCCAGUUCAUCUUUGGGCCGUCAGACAUUUGUAUCUUCCUAUGGUCGGCCUGGGAUACAGCAAGAACAUUGCCAGCAUCAUGGUGUUUUUUACAAGUGCUUUCUUCCAUGAAUACUUGGUCAGCGUACCUUUGAGGACUUUCAAAAUCUGGGCCUUUCUAGGAAUGAUGGCACAGAUUCCACUGUCCAUUAUAUGUCGCAAGAUAGAAGUGAAGUAUGGAGCCAGGUGGGGAAAUAUCAUCGUAUGGUCGUCUCUCAUCGUAGGACAGCCGCUCUGCAUCAUGAUGUACUACCACGACUAUGUCAUUACCCACUUCGGCAAAGCUCUCUUGGAGUCUUACGCAAAACUGUAAUGUGAAACGGCUCACUUGUGUCAGCAAUAAAACGGAAACCGUCUAACAGACCUGCGUUGGAAAUAAGUUGUCAACACUCAAAGGUUUGAAAAUGUCACGAAGGUAAGCGAUAAGGGAAGAAGUGUUGGCAUAUUUUUUUUUUGUCUGUUGGCCGGUUUAUCUUAGUUGCGAUUAGAUACACUAUUUAGUUACCUGAUUUAGUGCAAUUUAUGCAACGGUGUAGUUUUAAUAUAUUAAAGUUUUGUAACGGUUUUGAAAUUCCAGCCGCAUCAUUGGCUAUCAACUCAAGACUGAAGACACAUUCCAAUAUAUAUAAAUAUGUUUAUGUAUCCACAGAACGUAGUUUAGUGAGUUUUCAGCAAUAAGUACGUUUUACGUGAUGAAAUCUUGCCAUUGCUGGAAAUUCAGGCUUUAAAAUCUGUGAUUUUCUCUUAGGAUUCAUGAUCAAAAGUAGACAUUCCUUUUGUGUACAUUUUCCUCAACUCUUACAUUCUAUCACUUUUGUAUGACAUUUUUCAUUUUAGAGUUUUUUUAGGUGUUAGUUUUAGAUAAGGAAAGCAAUUAUGGAAACUGUAACUUAUCAUUCCAAUAAUGUACAAAGUUGUUGAUGAUUUAUACUUUUAUAUAUUUUGCACCUUUACAUAUUUUAGUGUACCUCAUAUAUUGGUGUUUUUACCACAUUUCUUAUUUUAAAUGUUAAGUGCCAAAGACCUAAUGGAUGUAUAUCAAAACGUCACUAGAUCAAAAAUCUCAUAUUUUUGUCAUUUUGUAGAUUGUUAAUAUUUUAUAAAAGAUAUUUAUAUUCUUGUUAAAACAUAUUGUAUGGUCACAUAUUUAUAUUUAUUGUUAAUAUAUUCAGACUGUAAAUCAAAAUAGUUGUGCUAUGAAUUUAUUUUUUACCUAGUUGGGCAAUCUCUUGCUUGGAUUAGAAGAACUAUAUAUUACCUGAUCAAGCUAUUUUUAAAACAUAUAAAUUGGCUUUGAUGUUUCGAUCUUCAGUCGAUUAAUAUAAUAGCUUAAUAAAGUUACACUACCGAGGGACCGAGCCGUGGCUCGGUUUAGUUUAUUUGGAUUGUAAAAGGAGUAUAAAGGAAACUCACGUUUUAUUUACAACUAAUUUUGGCUUUUAUUAUUUAAGUUUCAGCGGAAUUCAUAUUAUUAAGAUGGACAUUUUAACCUGGCAAUCCACAACACAUUAAUUUAUUUUACAAUCGGCGGUAAAAAUCAAUCGUUCAUACUAGCCUCUACUUGCAUAAACAUUGUUUUAAAGUUUGUUUAAAUUAAAACAGCUGACUGAAAAUUGUUAUUUACAUUCGAAUUUACGGUACAUAAAAUAAAUGCAAUAUUUUAAAAUAUUUAUUUCACUGUUAAACUAAAGUUUCCUAACAAAAUUGCCUUAGUACUUGGGGUAUUACGUUUUGGGAGGAAAGAGUCAAGUAAAAUAAUCAGUAUUUGAUUGGAACUAUUUCCCCUAUAUAUUGAGUAAUCUUCAGUGUAAUCUUUGCUCAAUAGUUACAACUAAUGUUUUCCCUUUGUACUGUAUUUUGUUAUUAGCUAGUAUACUGUGGAUAGCUUGUUAUAAACAGAUGUGACAAGUCUUAUGUUUACUUUUUCCUUGUUAUUUUGUUCAAUCGACAUAGUUACUUGGCAACCCUCAAGGCCAAUGUUAUAUUUUUAAAUUUUCAAAUGAGUUGUGUAGCGAAAUACAAAUUUCCCCCAGGUAGUGGCUGUCACCAAUAACGUUUUAGGGCCAUAAGUCCCUGCUUCCAAAAAUUGAGUUAAAAUUCUUCUGCUGGAUUUUGAGAUAUUACAGAUAGAAAGACAGACAGACGAAUAUACAUACCAAUAAGCGUCUUCAAUUAUGUUCAAUAUUUGAUCAAAUAAAUUCAAUAUUUUGUGGAGUGCUUUAAUAUUUAUGAGAUAAUUAUUUAAAUCUAUGAAAAUUCAGUUUGAUUGCUGUAUAAUUGCUCAUUCAGUGUGUUCCAACCCAAAUACGUAUUUAUUUAUAUUUAUUAGUAUAAGUUAUAGAUAACCUGAAAACUAAUUUUUUAAAUUUUUGGAUUCAAUUUGGUAAAAAUGUGCAUAUCAUACAUUAUUCUAAAUAUUAAUUUAUUUUUUUAUCGUAAAUAUUAUUAUUGUCGGGACCACGUAAGUUUGCAGUUGGUGGCAGCCAAUCACGAGACGAGGCUAGUGCAACAUUGCCACAUCGCCCAAUGACAACACUAAUUAAUAUAUACAAAGCAAUAUUUUCAAAUCAGCUGGUAUUAUUAGAUUUGGCAACACCGCUCCGUUCUCAUUGGUUCAUUCAAAACCAUAUGGUAAAUAGGCUCCUCCCUCAACUGCAAACUUAUGUGGUCCCGACUCUACUGAUUUACCAAAUACUGAAUUAAUAUAAAGGAAAAUGAUAAUGGAAAAAAUAAAAUUAUUCUAACUAUUAAUUUAUUUUUUUAUCGUACUUUUGACAAAAAAACUGAAACCUUGAUGUUUUAGUGCAAGAUGCUUUCAUUCAGUUAAAAAACACUACAAGAAAUAAUAACUCAACUGUUGGGUCAAGUAAAUUAUAUUUUGUAAAUGAGAAUCAAAAUAGUGAUAUUAUUUAUGAAAGUAACAUAGGCCAAAAACAUUAUUUUUUAGAUUAUUUCUAGAAUGAAGCAAUCAAUCAAUCCCAAUAAUUUCAUGCCAUAGUAGUAAAAUGUGGCAUUGAAAUCCUUAACUACCUAUCAUUGAUUAGAAAUAGGUAUGAUUUUUGUUGUAGGUUUGAUCUAAGUGCUAACUAUAAGUCUGAUAUUUUGUACAUGGAUGAGGUUAUACAUUAAAUAGUGUGUGUUUAUACUUGAAUAAACAUAACA